GAAAGUCAGAAAGCUGUCAUGUGGUCAUUAUUACAAACCAACUUGCUCUUAUUCAUUUUGCUGUAUUCCUGCUUUUUUUCUUCUGUAGCCUCUUCUCUGUUUCCCUCUUCCUGUCAGUUACAGAGACAAUUUCAUCUAAAUGGCAUGCACAAGAGUGGAGAUGUCAUUCUGGGUGGACUGUUUCAAGUCCACUUUUUUUCAAGUGUUGCUGACCUGUCUUUUACCUCAAAGCCACAACAGCCUACUUGCCAUGGUUUUUAUGAACUAGGAUUUAGGCAGGCACAAACCAUGGCUUUUGCUAUUGAUGAGAUCAACAGGAACUCCAACCUGCUGCCAAAUGUAACUCUUGGAUACACUCUUUAUGAUAACUGUGUCACACUUGGAAUUGGAUUCCGCGCAGCAUUGUCAUUAGCCAGUGGUCAAGAGGAAAAAAUUAUAUUAGAUAAUAGAUGUACUGGAAAUCUCCCAGUCAUAGGGAUUGUGGGUGAUUCUUCCUCUACACAUUCUAUUGCCAUUUCCAACGUCUUAGGUUUGUACAGAGUACCCAUGGUGAGUUAUUUUGCCACUUGUUCCUGCCUGACUGACCGUCAAAAGUAUCCAUCCUUCUUUAGAACAAUACCAAGUGAUGCUUUCCAGGUACGUGCUAUGAUUCAGAUUCUAAAACACUUUGGCUGGACUUGGGCAGGUCUUCUUGUCAGUGAUGAUGAUUACGGACUUCAUGCAGCCAGAUCUUUGCAAUCUGAGCUCAGUCUGUCGGGUGAAGGAUGCCUGGCUUACUUCGAGAUUUUGCCCUGGGACAAAGACAUGGAUGAACUCAGGAGAAUUGUGAAUGUGAUGAAAAAGUCCUCAGCUCGAGUUGUCAUUGUCUUUGCACAUCAUAGUCGCAUAGUAAACCUUAUGGAAGAGGUAGUGAGGCAAAAUCUAACUGGCCUACAGUGGAUGGCCAGUGAAGCCUGGACAGAAGCUACUGUGCUCCAAACACCUCAGCUCAUGCCAUACCUGGGUGGUACACUGGGUAUUGCCAUUCGUCAUGGGGAAAUACCAGGGCUCAGGGAAUUCCUCUUACAAAUACGUCCUGACCUACAUCACAAUAACAGCUAUGGAAAUAGCAUGGUGAAUCAGUUUUGGGAAUUCACAUUUCAGUGCAGAUUUGCUCCAGCUCCAGCAGGCUGGCUAGAAGGUAGAGGUGCAUUAUGCACUGGAGAGGAAGAUCUGGACAAUGUGGACACUGAGUUUUUGGAUAUUUCCAACCUCCGGCCAGAAUACAAUGUGUACAAAGCUGUAUAUGCUUUAGCGUAUUCCCUUGAUGACAUGUUACGGUGUGAGCCAGGAAGAGGACCUUUCCGUGGGCACAGCUGUGCCACAUUGCAAACAUUGGAACCGUGGCAGCUUGUUUAUUAUUUGGAAAUGGUCAAUUUUACCACUCCAUUUGGUGAUCAAGUGUCAUUUGAUGAGAAUGGUGAUGUGGUGCCAAUUUAUGAUGUGAUGAACUGGAUGUGGCUCCCUGAUGGAAGCAUUAAAGUUCAAACUGUGGGUGAGGUUAAGAGGUCAGCUUUCAAAGGUGAAGAACUCAUACUUGAUGAAGACAAAAUCUUCUGGAACUUUGAAUCCAAAAAGCCACCUCGAUCAGUAUGUAGUGAGAGCUGUCCUCCUGGUACCCACAUGGUGAGAAAGAAGGGGGAACCCAAAUGCUGUUUUGACUGCAUCCCUUGUUCUGAGGGAAAAACCACUAACAAGAGCAAUUCCUUGGAGUGCACCAGUUGUCCAGAGGAUUUUUGGUCAAAUCGCCAGCGUGACCACUGUGUUCCUAAGAAGACAGAGUUUCUCUCCUAUCAUGACCCUUUGGGUAUUUGCUUGACAGCAACCUCACUGCUAGGAACAUUUAUAUGUGCUGUUGUUCUAGGAAUCUUUUUCUACCAUCGCAGAACACCUAUAAUACGUGCCAACAAUUCAGAACUUAGUUUUCAGCUAUUGCUGUCACUCAAGUUGUGCUUUCUUUGUUCACUGCUGUUCAUUGGACGACCCAGGCUGUGGACAUGCCAACUCAGGCAUGCAGCAUUUGGGAUCAGCUUCGUGCUGUGUGUCUCAUGCAUCCUGGUAAAAACCAUGGUUGUUCUGGCUGUGUUCAAAGCCUCCAAGCCAGGAGGGGGAGCCAGUCUGAAGUGGUUUGGUGCUAUGCAGCAGAGAGGAACAGUUCUGUUUCUUACAGCUAUUCAGGCAGCCAUCUGCACUACCUGGCUUGUCUCUUCCUCUCCAACUCCACAUAAAAACACCCAAUAUCACAAUGAUAAAAUCAUUUAUGAGUGUGCAGUUGGGUCAACUGUUGGUUUUGCAGUGUUAUUGGGCUAUAUUGGGGUGCUAGCUUUCCUCAGUUUUCUAAUUGCAUUCCUGGUGAGGAAUCUCCCUGAUAGUUUUAAUGAGGCCAAGUUCAUCACAUUCAGCAUGCUGAUCUUCUGUGCUGUGUGGGUGGCCUUUGUUCCUGUUUAUAUCAGCUCACCAGGAAAUUAUGCAGAUGCAGUGGAGGUAUUUGCCAUCUUGGCCUCAAGUUUUGGACUCUUGAUCACACUGUUUGGACCCAAAUGUUACAUAAUCCUUUUGAGACCAGAGUUGAACACAAAGAAAGCUAUAAUGGCUCGCCGCAAUGGAUCACAAAAGAUUUUCCAUAUACAGUAGAAUGUAUCUGUACAAUGUCCAGAUAUUUUUUUUAUUUAAGAUUAGAUGCAAUUUAACUAAAAAAAAAAACACUGUCUAAAUAAACAAAGCAAUAAAUAUGGUUUCAUACUGUUAUGUUAUAUUCCAGGAUAUUUGGUCUGGAACUGAUGUUCACUGAGAAAGAUACAGUGGGGCAAAACCGUAUUUAGUCAGCCACCAAUUGUGCAAGUUCUCCCACUUAAAAAGAUGAGCGAGGUCUUUAAUGUUCAUCAUAGGUAUAGCUCAACUCCCUCCAGCUUCGGACAACAACAAGAAGCCCCGCUCCCCUUCCUGCACACAGUUCUCACUUCUUCCUGCAUCACAACCAAACAUAUAUCUUUAAAAAACAACAACAGCCAACCUAACACGAGGGGGGGGGUGGUAGAACGCAGCUCCUGCAGGGGGUCCCUCUGUGCAGGCUCAUGGGGGCUUUGAACACCUACCCUAGAGAAAGAGGUAGGCGUUAAAAUCCAUUGUCCUCUAUAGCAGCGGUCCCCAACCUUUUUUGCGCCACGGACCAGUUUAAUGUCAGACAAUAUUUUCAUGGACCGGCCUUUAAGGUGUUGUGUACAACAAAAUAAAAUGAUACGACCAAGACAAAAACUGUUGUAUUUUGCAGAUAUAAUAUUAAAAGCGAAUUCACUGUGUAAUUGUGUAACUUUAUUAGCAGUGUCCUCCUAAUAAGCGCCAACAACACUGAGAGUAACAUUCUUGUCAUGGUUCCUGUGCCUGUCCGGCUGGCCCCGCAGGGCUACGUGUUUAUUGUUUUGCUCUCUGUCUCCCUCGUCGCUCUGCCUGGGUGGAGCUCACUGCUCACGCACCUGUUUCCCAUUAUGCUGCUGUGUGUUUGGCAUUUAAGACCGGGAUGCAGAUCCUCUCACCGCUGGAUGAUUGUGCAAGACACGUUAGUGAUCCACCCGAGCCCUCAUGAACGUUCGAUUAGUGUCAGUUUGUGACUUCAUGUAACCACCCUCUAAUGCGUGCAGUUUCCUGGACCUGUGACCUACCCGCUGCUUGGGAUGUGCGUGAGUUGGAGUGAGAAAGUGGAGUACGAGUGUGAGAGAGCCUUCCCUUUCCCGGACUUCCACUUUUGGACACUUGGAUCCCUGGAUUUCCUCCAUUGUAUAUACUGUGCACCUGGUGACUGUCUAAA
Molecule: messenger RNA, 3844 nt
Organism: Oreochromis niloticus (Nile tilapia)
Lineage: Eukaryota; Metazoa; Chordata; Actinopteri; Cichliformes; Cichlidae
Product: extracellular calcium-sensing receptor
Exons: 9
Coding region: 19-2673 (884 amino acids)
Biological process (GO): G protein-coupled receptor signaling pathway
Cellular component (GO): plasma membrane
Molecular function (GO): G protein-coupled receptor activity
Source: RefSeq, a predicted model, not a curated record